Molecule: messenger RNA, 2258 nt
Organism: Folsomia candida
Lineage: Eukaryota; Metazoa; Arthropoda; Collembola; Entomobryomorpha; Isotomidae
Product: probable chitinase 10
Exons: 7
Coding region: 241-2088 (615 amino acids)
Biological process (GO): chitin catabolic process; carbohydrate metabolic process
Cellular component (GO): extracellular region
Molecular function (GO): chitin binding; chitinase activity
Source: RefSeq, a predicted model, not a curated record
ACUCAUUGUUGAACCACAGAAAAGUAAAGUUCAACUCGAGUCUCGAGUUGGUGCAUCGUUGUGGCAUUUGGUUUUUAUUGUGCUGUAAAUAAAAAAGGGAUUCCUCACAAUUUAACGGGACUUUCUGUGUGUGUGCCCUUCUGAAAAGUGGUUCAAGUUCAAGGGCUCACUCUCCCCAGUCCUUAGUCACUCUUGGUCCUUGGUCGAGAUCAGUAAUCGACUGGUAAAGUAGAACGUAAAAUGUCCUGGAUCACAUUUUGCUCCCUCUUUCUCACCCUCGCCCUCUUCCUCACCGUCCUCGGGGAUGAAUGCACUUGGCGAUUCCGCUCCCACCCCGAAGAUUGUGGGUCUUUUCUGGUUUGCGACUACGGUGCCCCUGUCCUGCAACGCUGUCCGAGAGGUCUCCACUGGAAUCAACGCAUCCAAACGUGCGACUGGACACGGAAUGCGAGAUGUGUGAGCAUCGGUGACCAUCACGAUAAUUCGAUCCAUGGAGAAACUCUGCUGGAUCGAGUUUCGGCAGACGAUUCUUGCAACGAGCUAGAAUUUCGUCCUCACGAAUCCGACUGUUCGAGUUAUUACGUGUGCAACCAUGGUUCACUUUUGGAGAUGAAGUGUACCCAACCGCUUGUAUGGAAUCCAAAGAUAAAUUCGUGCGACUGGCCAGGAAAUGUGCCUUCUUGCUCGUCAGACGGAGGGGGAAGUGGUCCAAUCCCACCACCAACGACCAGCACCUUGUCACCAGCCUGGGUUACACCCUCCACCGUCGGACCACCCGCCCCACCCCCGGAAGAAGAGACUGGUGGAGGUCCACCAGCACCACCCCCAACUCGACCACCAAGACCAACCACAACCACGCAGGGAAGUGGUGAAGGUGGCGACUCUACGAUUGUUGGGAUCAUCACGGGACCAUCAGAUUCAGAUCCAGAGUUUGAUUCGGACGUGAAUAUUCCUGACCCAGACUACAAAGUUGUUUGCUACUACACCGGAUGGUCUUGGUAUCGUCCAGGAGAGGGCAAAUUUGGACCUCAGAACGUCAUCCCUGAUCUUUGCACCCAUUACGUUUACGCCUUCGCUGUCCUGGAUUCCAAUACAUGGACAAUAAAACCAGCCGAUUCUUGGGUCGAUAUUGACAACAAAUUCUACUCGCAAAUGACAGCUUUGAAGGCACAAGGGAGAAAAGUGAGCAUUGCGCUGGGUGGCUGGAAUGACUCCGAGGGACAAAAAUAUUCUCUUCUGUUACGAGACCCCGCAAAAAUUCAGUCCUUGAUAAAUUCUGUCGUCGAGUUUUGCAAGACGCAUGACUUUGACGGGAUCGACUUGGAUUACGAGUACCCCGUUUGUCCUCAUGGGGAAUGUCACGAUGAUUUCAAAACGGACCGUAACGGGUUUACAAUCUUGGUGAAGGGUUUGAGAGCUGCGUUACCACCGGGCUCUCUCAUUUCAGCCGCUGUUUCGGCCAAUAGAGAAAUUAUUGAUAAAGCCUACGACGUCUUGACCAUGGCUGAAACUCUCAACUGGAUUGGCGUCAUGGAUUACGAUAUCCAUGGCUCGUGGGAGAAGCAGACAGGUCACAUCGCACCCCUCUACCACCACCCCGACGACACAAAGGACUACUUGAAUGUGAACUAUUCCAUUCACCACUGGAUUGAGAAGGGGGCUCCUCCAUCAAAACUGGUGAUGGGUGUGCCCUUGUACGGCCAAGCGUUCACCUUGCAGGACUCCGCCAGCAAGCACCUCAACGCGCCAGCAAGAGGGCCUGGAACGCCUGGAAAAUUUUCGAGACAAGGGGGGAUUUUGGCCUACUAUGAAAUCUGCAGUGAUACAUGGCCCGAUCGUGUCGAUGAUCCGGAAGGGCGGAUGGGUCCAUUUCUCGUGAAAGGAGACCAGUGGGUGUCCUACGACGAUGUGGACUUCAUCAAGACGAAGAUGGCCUACGUGAAGCAACUCGGUCUUGGCGGCGCAAUGGCGUGGGCCCUUGAUUUUGAUGAUUUUAAUAACAAGUGUGGCCAUGGAAGGUAUCCUUUGAUAAAAGCGAUGAAAAAUGGGUUGUCAACAAAGGGAAAUAAGGAUGAUGGGAUAUAUUAAUAUUAGACAACACAUAAAAAAUCCACCUUGUAAAUGUAACAAUUUUAAUUUAUUUACCAGUGAUUCCAAUAAUCCUUAAAACAGCUAAUAUACAUAAUAAAAACGAUUCAGUUGAAUCCUUAUAUAACUAUUUAAUUCCAUUACGCAACUAUGCAGUUAUAUUUAAUUAA